This is a messenger RNA of Nanorana parkeri, 1237 nucleotides long. RefSeq names its product hydroxysteroid 11-beta-dehydrogenase 1-like protein. The record is from RefSeq and is a predicted model, not a curated record. The transcript has 7 exons. The coding region runs from base 1 to 1113 and encodes 370 amino acids. Gene Ontology annotation, cellular component: intracellular membrane-bounded organelle. Lineage: Eukaryota; Metazoa; Chordata; Amphibia; Anura; Dicroglossidae. Gene Ontology annotation, molecular function: oxidoreductase activity.
AUGGAUGUAAAAAGCAGAAUUACAACCUCUGUGUGUGUUUUUUUUCAUCAUGUGUUAUGCAACACGGGGCAUGGCAGCAUUUUUGCACUGCAAUCUAUUUUAUGGAGGAAGAACAUAGACCAUGUGACACCUCCAGAUCUUGGUAGACUGCAUUCCAAAGGAAAAGCUUUCACACACACAAUACAUGUUGUGUUACACAUUUUUACAGCUGAACUGACUGUGAGCCUUCCACUUUCUACUAUGGGCUACUUUAUCAAAGGAUGGUGCUUUGUUGCCUUUGUGGCAAUAAUUGGAUAUCUGUACAGAGACACUUUUGACCCUGAAAGUCUUGCCAAUGCUAAGGUCCUAGUUACAGGUGCAAGUACUGGCAUUGGUGAAGAAAUAGCAUACCACUAUUCCAGGGCAGGUGCACACCUCUUACUAACAGCAAGAAGGGAAGAUGCUCUGCUCAAGGUGAAAACCAAGUGCCUGAAGCUUGGAGCAAAGAGUGUGUCGCUGGCCCCUGCUGACAUGGCCUCAUCAGAAGCUCGUGAAAAAGUGAUGGAACAAGCUAUAACUGCCAUGGGAGGUUUGGACUAUCUGGUGUUAAAUCACAUUGGUACAAGCCCAUUUGAAAUGUGGGACGGAAAUAUCAAUUACAUAAGGUGGCUAAUGGAGGUGAACUUCCUCAGCUACGUCCAUCUUGCCACCAUGGCUCUCCCCCACUUGACAGAAUCAAAAGGUUCCGUUGUUGUUCUAUCCUCUCUUACAGGUAAAAUUGCAACCCCAUUUACCACAUCAUAUGGUGCGACAAAGUUUGCAUUGGACGGAUUCUUUUGGUCUCUGCGACAUGAACUAGCCAUGAAAAAUGUGCAGGUGUCCAUUACUUUGUGCAUCCUUGGCCUCAUUAAUACCCAAUCAGCUAUGGAGAAAGUCAAAGAUAAGAUCGCUAUGCCUGCUUACCCUGCCCAAGAUGCAGCCUUAGCAGUGGUGUCAGCUGGGACCAGCCGUGUGUCAGAGAUGUAUUAUCCUUGGUAUGUAAGACCCGUCUGCUUCGUCAGAGACUGGUUUCCACAGAGCAGAGACUGGAUGAUACAGAGGUCAUACCAACAAGCGUCAGAUGAGAAGCACUAAAAAAUUAAAAGUACUAGAAACCAUUUUUUUUUUAUUAUAAGCAAAACUUGCAUUAUGAUAUUGUUUGUGAUGUUAAUGUAAAAUUUGUUUUUAAAAUACCAAACUGCUUACCAGUCUUUAUUAA